AUGUCUACUCGCUUAUCUCCUGAUAAAACACCAUUUUCGCACCCUACUCAUGUUGAUAUAAUGAGCGUAAACGAAGAACAGAAUAUUAUGAACAACGGAUAUUAUACCAAUGUCUGUCAAGCAUUUUACCCGGAUGAUAAUUUGGACAACACCUUGACAUCCUAUCCAAGUCAAAUGCACGCCCAAUCUCAUAUUCUUCCUUCCGCUACUGCCUUUCCUUUCCCCAACAAUGUCGAUAUGACUGUUACGAAUACUAUGGACUACAGGAAUGCUGCUAGCGACUAUGCAUUAUAUCAAGAAACCGCUAAUUACCCAGUUUCUUACCAUUGUCCGAGUGAUAUUCACACGAUGAACGGACAGUCGAAUAUGCCGAGUCACGAUCAAGUCGGAAACUAUACAAACGACUCUUAUCCAGCCCCGGUAUCUUUUCAAACAUUGCUUGGCUUCUCUGCGCUGGAUGUUGAAAAUAAUUAUCCGUCAGACCCUGUUAUCAACCAUUCAUCAAUUUUAUACAUUUUUACGCAAAUGCCAAUGCAAACGUCACUUUCAUCUAACAACUCUAACAUAAUUAAUGAGUCCACUAACUCUGGAUAUGUCGUUAUGAAAGUAGAGUGUACUCACUUAGGCAGGAUAUCAGCUGCUGACAUGGAAAAAAUAUUACCAACACCUCAAUAA
Molecule: messenger RNA, 675 nt
Organism: Paraglomus brasilianum
Lineage: Eukaryota; Fungi; Glomeromycota; Glomeromycetes; Paraglomerales; Paraglomeraceae
Source: the annotation of a GenBank genome assembly